AAGCUUCCAGCGUCUUUGUUUUCACCUGCUAGGAACAGAUGAGCUGGGAGUGGCUUUGGGGAUGCUUGCAAAAGGGGUGGAGGUACCCAAGGGAUAUUUAAGAUGCUGGGGAUGCAACACAAGACACACACACAGAGCUGCAGAGAGAAGUCUGUGUGAAGGACCACUUUGCUGAGAAAGAGAGAGAAGGAAGAGGAUUCGGCAUCCACUCUCCUUGCAGAAACUUCAGUCCAACAGUCAAACAAGGCAUUCCUAGGGAGGAGGUAGGAAGUGCUCUGAGAGAGAGGAUCAAAGAGAGCAACCCAAACAAAGAUGCCAAGUGCCUUCAGUAUCCAAUUGGCGUGGUUCUGCACGUUGACCAUCUCCUUAGCCAUCUCCCCAGCCUGGCUGCAGAAACCUCCCAAGAGGAAGGUGGUCACCGGGAACCCCAAAGCCGCAAGCUGCUGCGAGGAGCUGAAGGAGAUGAAGGCCCAGGUGGCCAACCUGUCUGCCUGGAUCGAGGAGAUGAGCAAGAAGCAGGACGCCGAGCUGGGCAGCGCCAUCGUGCAGGUGAUCGAGCUGGAAGGCAGCCUCAAGCGCAUGGACCUGCGCCUCAAUGAUGUGGAAGGAAAGUACUCCGAGAUGAAUAACCAGCUGGGCAUCGUCCAGCUCCAGGCGGCUCAGACUGUUACCCAAACGUCCGCAGAUGCUGUGUACGACUGCUCAUCCCUUUAUCAGAGGAAUUACAGAACCUCAGGGGUAUAUAGGCUGCUUCCAGAUGAAUUUCUGGGGACCCCAGAACUACAGGUCUACUGUGACAUGGAGACAGAGGGCGGAGGCUGGACCAUCAUCCAGAGGCGUAAAGUGGGCCUUAUCUCCUUCAGCCGAGACUGGAAACAGUACAAACAAGGCUUUGGCAGCAUCCAGGGCGACUUCUGGCUGGGAAAUGAGCACAUCCACCGGCUCACCAUGCGCCCAACCAUGCUUAGAGUGGAGCUGGAGGACUGGAAUGGCAACACCCGUUACGCCCAGUACAGCCAGUUUGUUAUGAGCAAUGAGUUGAACAGCUACCGCCUGUUCCUGGCCAAUUUCAGUGGCAAUGUGCCCCAUGACUCUUUGCGGUACCACAACAACACAGCCUUCAGCACCAAGGACAAGGACAAUGACAAGUGUGUGGAUCACUGCGCACAAUUACGCAAAGGAGGCUAUUGGUACAACUGCUGUACAGACUCCAACCUGAACGGCGUUUACUACCGCAACGGCGAACACAACAAGAGCACAGACGGCAUCACUUGGUACGGCUGGUACGGCAAAACCUACUCUCUGAAGAGGGUCGAGAUGAAGAUCCGACCCACAGACUUCAAAGCUCAGGGCGACACCAACAAAGUUGAGUAAGGAGGCAAUAAGGAGACCUCUUUGUGAGGGGACUGAUGGCAGAAGGGGAUGGGCAGGCAAACACACUCUUACUUACAGUAGUAGCAAAACCACAACGGCGGAUGUGAAAAGAAUGGAUGGACGCAAGGUAUGGCACUUGCAUAUAUAACUAGUGACACAGGCCUCACAUCUUUCUCAAUGCUCAAGCAAAACCAUCUGUACCCUUUUUGUGACAAUAUUCUUUCCAGAAGGAUGCUCAAUACAUACCAAGACAGACACAGACACACCCCAUUUUUCAAGAAAAUAAUCAUUUUCACACUAUUUACCACAAUCCUAAGAGGGGAGCAAAAAUGAAGCAAUGUAUCCGUUUCUCUUCAUAUGGAGCAGAAUUGGGGAGUUGUUUCAAGAUGGAGGAGGGAAUAAACAUCUGGGUUUAAACCAAAAGGUUCCUAGACACGUGCAGAGAGCCACAAACUCAGAGACCGACAAAACAGAAAUGAAAUUGUAACUGCCCCCAUAGAUUUUAUACAGAGUUUCGCAAAGGCAUUCCAGAUUUGUGCCUUGGGUUCCACAAAAGCAAGUUGCUAGAAACAACAAUAUUAUACAAUUUCAUAGGGAGCAUUUGGUGUGAGUUAAACGACAACCAGGAUAACACAUGACAAUAUACCACAAUGAAUUUUGUGUCUGGAAGAAGCCACUGCGGACUCCUCUUGCGGCCCAAUUCUCUGCUUAACUGUGUUGCCAGAGUGGAUUCAUAGUUAAUAUAUCUAUUUUUAUUCACUUUUUUAUUGCAAGAAAGAGUUAGCUUAAUUUAAAGUUGCCGUCUUGUCGCCGGAGGUGCCAGCUUUUUGGGAAGCGUCUUGUAUAUAUGUUGACUAGACAAAAUGUGGGAUAUUUCACCAGGAGGGUCUUCUUUGUUACGGAAGGCUUUUGUAUGGGAUGUGUGCAUGCUGUAAAUUAAAAGAGCGCUCUGUACAAAUUGUGCCUCAUUUGUGUCAUGAAACCAUUCUCCCAACCCCAUUCUAUAAUAAACUCUUUUGUUUUUAAAA
Molecule: messenger RNA, 2402 nt
Organism: Anolis carolinensis (green anole)
Lineage: Eukaryota; Metazoa; Chordata; Lepidosauria; Squamata; Anolidae
Gene: angptl7
Product: angiopoietin like 7
Exons: 5
Coding region: 313-1374 (353 amino acids)
Source: RefSeq, a predicted model, not a curated record